GGCGCGGUGAAGGGCAGUUUUCUGGGCCGGGUCUGCGGCGCCCGGCACCCAACAGCACUGACGGCGAAACCUUCACGGGCACGCGAUGCCGGGACCGGGUCGCUGCGGUCGCCACCUCAGCCCUCGCGGGCAGCACGCCGGACUACGACCGGCAGCGAAAGGGCACGUCGCCUAGCGAUGGCGCGGGGCGGGGCCAUGGGCUGUCCCAGCCUGUCGGAGACAUCCGCUUCCGGGUCCGCGGCCAUCGCACUCCCCUGCUCCUCUGGCCAGCCAGACGACGCACAGUGCCAGACCCCGGGCCCUACAAUCGCUGAAUCUCAGUCGCCCUCGCCCUGCAGCCUGCCGCCUGCGCUCUACUGCCCGCCUCCCCGGCCAGCCAUGCUGGAGCAUCUGAGCUCGCUGCCCACGCAGAUGGACUACAAGGGCCAGAAGCUAGCUGAACAGAUGUUUCAGGGAAUUAUUCUUUUUUCUGCAAUAAUUGGAUUUAUCUACGGGUACGUGGCUGAACAGUUCGGGUGGACUGUCUAUAUAGUUAUGGCCGGAUUUGCAUUUUCGUGUUUGCUGACACUUCCUCCCUGGCCCAUCUAUCGGCGACAUCCUCUCAAGUGGUUACCUGUUCAAGACUCAGGCACAGAAGAUAAGAAACCAGGGGAGAGAAAAAUUAAGAGGCAUGCUAAAAAUAAUUAAUUGAAGUUUUCAUGAUCAGCACCUGCUUUUGUUUCCUGUGAGAUGAACUAAAUUGCUUCAUACCCAAAAUACAAGCUAAGCUACCUAUGCUCUUACGGCACAACUGUGUAUAGACUUAGUUCUCUUUAUAUUUCAUUUCUGCGCCAGGUGGGUUUUGACUUAUAAAUAGUUUAGACCCUCUCUUCAUAAUUUUCCUCUGAAAUGGGGAACAGAAAACACAAGUAUCUUGUUUCUGUCACAGACACAUAAAUAACAAAGAAUAAAUGCCUCAUAAAAGAUAGUACAAUCUAACUGUCAAAGUUUUAUAAUUCAUUAUGAGUCAAACCAUUUUAAUAUUUCCAAUUAAAAAGUCAUAGUGCAAGUU
Molecule: messenger RNA, 1051 nt
Organism: Microcebus murinus (gray mouse lemur)
Lineage: Eukaryota; Metazoa; Chordata; Mammalia; Primates; Cheirogaleidae
Gene: SPCS1
Product: signal peptidase complex subunit 1
Biological process (GO): protein targeting to ER
Cellular component (GO): signal peptidase complex; membrane
Source: RefSeq, a predicted model, not a curated record